AUGAAGGCUUAUGGUAUAAAUGGAAAUCUGUUAAAAUGGUUUAGAAGCUACUUAAGUGAUAGAAAACAAAGGGUGGUUAUCAAGCAAUCUUCUUCAAAACUUUGCAGUAUUUCAGCUGGAGUUCCUCAAGGGUCGGUCCUUGGACCAUUACUUUUUAUAAUAUAUAUAAAUGAUAUUGCAGAAAGACUUAUUUCACUGUGCAGACUCUUUGCAGAUGACACAUCGUUCAGCUGUGCGGAUCGUGAUGCUUUUCAGAUAGAAACUGUGAUAAACCAUGAUCUAGAACAGCUGAACGAAUGGUCCAAAAAAUGGUUAAUGUCUUUUAAUCCAGAUAAAACAGAAAUUAUGUUAUUUUCUAAUGUUGAAACCCCAGAAAUGAACUUUAUAUUCAAUGAUAAAAAUAUACCUAUUACAAAUAUGCAUAAACAUUUAGGGGUUACAUUUAGCAAUGAUGCUAAAUGGAAUGCCCACGUUGAUAAUAUUAUAUCAAGCACGUCUAAACAUAUAAAUAUGCUAAGGAAGUUGAAAUAUAAACUGAGCAGGAAAAAUUUAGAAAAACUCUAUUUAGUUUUUAUAAGACCUUUAUUUGAGUAUGCAAGUGAGGUUUGGGAUAAUAUUGGGACGUACAUAGGAGAUGUUUUAAUUGCAGUCAAUCCUUAUAAAAAUAUCCCACAUUUAUAUGAUACAGAGGUCAAUCCAUUAAUAGAACUAUUUGGCAAUGCUAGUACAACACUGAACAACAAUUCAAGCCGAUUUGUGAAAUUGAUAGAACUUUCAUAUGAAGGCAGAAUUCUAAUUGGAGGAGCAGUGAGAACAUUUAUGGUAGAGAAAUCCCGUGUCGUACAACAUAAACCCAGUGAGAAGAAUUUCCACAUAUUCUAUGCAUUUUUUGCUGGAUAUGAUGAGCAAGAGUUGGAAUAUCAAUAUUCUUUAAAACAACCAUCUACAUACAGAAUUAUGGUUGGAGAUAAAAGUAAUCGACAUAGCGACGCUACCAGCUUUUGGGAAAAAGAAGAAAAACAGCAAUAUAGGGAAAGGUUUUCUAAAGGCUGUGAAAUCUUAAGAGAAAUCGACUUUAAAGAAACGGAAAUACGUGAGAUCCUGGAUAUUUUAGCAGCAUGUUUACAUCUAGGUAAUAUUAAGUUUGAGGAAAUGGAUGACAACACGUAUGGCGUAACAAUUGUAGAUGGUGAAGAUGGUGAUAAAUCCUUACGACGAGCAAUCCCGUUACUAGGGUUGGAUGCUGCGGACGAAAAUGUCGUAUCAGAAAUUAAGGACAUAUUUACAACAGGACCUCCUAUAUGUUUUCGAGGUGAAAAGACCCCAAGACGACUUAGUGAGAUACAAGCUGCUGAUGUGAGAGAUUCUAUUGUGAAAGCUUUGUAUUUAUGUGUGUUCAAUGCUAUUAUCGAUCAAAUAAACGAGAGCAUCAAAGAAAAAACCAAUUUUAUUGGUGACAGACAGCUAUUACGAAUCCUCGACAUUAGUGGAUUUGAGAGACUGAUAGAAAACAACAGCUUAGAGCAGUUAUUUAUUAACAUCACAAAUGAAAAAAUGCAUCGCUAUCUCCAAGAGCAGAUAUUUAUCUUAGAAAACAAAGAGUAUGUCAACGAAGAGAUACAUAUGCCAGCAAAUACCUUCCAUGAUAAAAAACCAGUUAUUGAUCUUAUCUUUAAAAAACCAGGAAUACUCUCUAUUUUUGAUGAUCAAACAUUAGUUUCUAGUUCUGAUGGAGCUAGGCUUGUCACCGAAUACAAUAAAGAAUUUACCGAAUCAAAGAAAGUUGAUGCUUUCCAGCGUGGGGGUACUGAGUCAUUUACCAUUGUUCAUUAUGCUGGGCCGGUGAAGUAUAACGCUAGAGAAUUUUUAGAAAAAAAUAGAGGAACUGUCCCCCAAGAAAUAAAAGAAAUUCUUACGGAAAGAAGUAACAACUGCAUUGUUAGUGAAUAUUUUAAUUCACGGGACUCCAUUUCGUCUAACCGAGACAAACCAGACCAAAACAAAUCUGUGAAAAAUGAAAGACCAUUGAACAGUGAAGCCAUCCAAUUCAGAAAAUCCGUGGACUGUCUCGUGGAAAUUUUAGAAGAUGGGGAGCCACUCUUUGUCUGCUGCAUUAAAUCAAAUGACAACCAACAGGCUGGAUGUUUCGAUGAGAAGGUUGUAUUAGAGCAAAUGAAAAGUGUUGGAAUGGACGACAUUUUUAGAAUAAGAAGUGAGGGAUAUCCGAGCAGAGAGUCAAUUGAAACUUUUAUGACAACGUGUCAAGUAUUUCUUGAGCCAAAUAGUGAAAAUGAUCAAACAAUAGACCGCAUAUUUCAGACUUGUAAUAUUUUUGAUGAAGUCUCUUACAAAAUAGGCAAAACAAAGGUGUUUAUGAAAGGACAUGUCUUUAAAAACGUAAUGCAGAAAAGAAAAGCAUUGUUACAGGAUUUACAGAAAAACACAAGGAGUGCUUCUAUACGAAAACAAACUGAUACAGUGAUUGAGAUGCAGAGAAAUACAGUUAAAAAUGAUACAUCAGAUGAAGACAAUCAAAUUGAAGGAAAUGAAGAUGAGAAAUGGUGA
Molecule: messenger RNA, 2565 nt
Organism: Mytilus trossulus (common blue mussel)
Lineage: Eukaryota; Metazoa; Mollusca; Bivalvia; Mytilida; Mytilidae
Product: unconventional myosin-IXa-like
Exons: 17
Coding region: 1-2565 (854 amino acids)
Biological process (GO): vesicle transport along actin filament; actin filament organization
Cellular component (GO): myosin complex; vesicle; cytoplasm
Molecular function (GO): actin filament binding; ATP binding; microfilament motor activity
Source: RefSeq, a predicted model, not a curated record